Molecule: messenger RNA, 1725 nt
Organism: Uncinocarpus reesii 1704
Lineage: Eukaryota; Fungi; Ascomycota; Eurotiomycetes; Onygenales; Onygenaceae
Exons: 4
Coding region: 1-1725 (574 amino acids)
Source: RefSeq, a predicted model, not a curated record
AUGGAGGCCUCGUCCAUGAGAUUCAAGUACGAGGAAGUCUUUGUGGGCGACGGCGCGCAGGACCAAAACAUUCGCUUAAACGAGCAUAGAGUGGAGUGUGGGAACCGUAGAACCGCGUUAUCUCAGCAUCGCAACCUUUACUUUGUUGCGUUCCUUCAUCAGAUAUAUGUGUACCAGCCCACUGUUUUCUCUGUUGGCACUACGCCUAAGCUCAUUCUUACGCCGACACUCAAGAACCCAGCGGCUGGUGGUUGUAUUUCUCCCUCUCGCCCUCAUGCUCUAAAUAAUAUUGUUGUCGGCGAUUUGGGCAACGAUGAAAUUUUACUCCUUGCAACUGACUCUGGCAACGUAUCCGCAUAUCGAACUGAGCACAUCUUCUCUGCAAUUGAGCAGUCUGCAGAUUCCAAACGCCAAAAGCCGGAGCAUCUUGGGGCCAACGUGCCAUGUUUCUUCAGUGACUGGGUUAGGGAAAGUGCCUGGGGUCUAGCCAUUCAUAAACUAGCUCGCUUGAUUGCAGUUAGUGCGAACACCGAGGAGAUAACAGUCUGGGCAUUUGCCCUUAUCGAUAGCCCGCCAAACGGCCGCAAAGCACCGCAUCCCUAUCAGCAUUCGUACCUGAAUGACUGGUCGAACAUCACAACGGACGAACAAUUCGAAAGGCUUCGCAACAUAGCUCCCCACCAUCGUCGCUGCUGCAAUCUCCGCCUUACUUUGCAGGGACACCAAAAUAAUAUUCCCUGUAUCAGUUUCCUAAAUUCUGAGUUGGAUCCUCAUGGGGAGCUGCUACUAAGUACGGAUAUCUCGAAUCGAGUAUUCGGGUGGAGAAUCUGGGAAUCCCGAACUCCAGCAGUUGGGUGGAAUUUGAAUCCUGUUCUGCGAAAUCGGGACCAUGAUUAUAUUGCUGAUUCGUAUGACCGUGGAUGGGGUGUGCUAGCUCUAGAUCCGAGAAUGUUUCGUAAAAAAUUAUCUGUUGCGGAAGCUUGCGGCGGCCAGCCAGUCUGGAUUGAUGACUGCUCCGCCUAUGAUUUGACCUCUCUCGUGGACCGUGUACCCCGUGCUUCUACAAUUUACACAGUCCUUCCGCAAAUGCAUCACAAUGCACCACAACACCCCAGUUCUGCUAAUACAGCGUCAGUUGAAUUUGGGGGUUCUGAUGAAGAAGGUAACUUCGGAGGUUAUGUCGACUUAGAACAGGUGCCGGACGGUAACGAGACCGAUGGUCCGAAUGAAAACGAAGUAUCUGCAGCUACCAAUCAGCCUAAUGGGGAGCAUAGCCAAGCUCUAGUUCCUUUUCAGACAUCUCCAGAUCCACCUGGGGUGGGAUCCAACACGGAAGCUAGUUUUGCCCCUGAGCAUGCUGGAACUGAGGUUCAGGGUCUAUAUGGUCCGGGCGAUCUUGGACAUGAUGAAAGCCUCGGCGAAACCGAAACCGAAGAUCAACCUAUGGAGGACGAUGAUGAUGACCCUUCCUUCCUUGUUGAUGCUCUUUUGGAGAGUCUUUAUGGGCCAACAGACACCUCUUCGCAAUAUGCAGAUGCAUUCCCUGAAAUGUCUAUAUAUGCUGCCGUCAACCCAAACGCAAGCGGGAUACCAUACCCUGAGUUCCCGAUUCUUCACUUCUCUGAAGCUGACAUUCGGAUGAUCCUAAGCCCGUACAGCGAAAGGGGCUCUGUCAUCUGUCGCAUGGCUCUCAGGCAGGUAUUCCAAACGUUGGGCGAUUUAUGA